Messenger RNA from Peronospora matthiolae, 2013 nucleotides. The record is from the annotation of a GenBank genome assembly. Lineage: Eukaryota; Oomycota; Peronosporomycetes; Peronosporales; Peronosporaceae.
AUGUCGUCCACCAGCAACGCCUCCAUUGACAAGUUCAACGGAGACAAUUACGCAACGUGGAGCCGGUACAUGCGCGGUGUGUUUUUGACGAAGUCCGUCUGGCACGUUGUCAACCGUGAAGUGACUCCGACUUUCACCGACCCGCGAGCGUCCGAUGACUACGUCAAGGCAAGCAACGUCGCGUUUGGUAUGAUGCUGCUGCACAUGAAAGCGGACUACCAUCAUGUGCUGGACAACUGCGAGGAAGCCUGGGUUGCGUGGACAAGUCUGAAGACGCUGUACGGUGGGUCGCAGAAGGCAGGACACAUCUACCUCAAGCGACAACUUUUCAGUAUCAAGAUGGCUGAAGGCGCGAACGUCAUGCAUCACUGCAACGAGGUCCUCAACAUCUCCGCCAAGCUUAGCGGCAUCGGUGCGAAGAUGGAAGACGAAGACGUUGCAAUUUGUCUGCUACUCAGUCUUCCGAAGAGCUACGAAAAUGUGGUGCUCAACAUGGAAAUGAGCAGCACCGAGCUUCGCACUCAAGAUGUGGUGAGAGUCCUGACGAAUGAGCAUGCCAAGCGUCAAGGAGAAAAAGGGACAACGACAGCGACUACGGUGAAGGCUGAAGAUGCAAGCAAGGCAUUCAGCGCCGAGCAAGAACGAAGGUCGGGGGAGCCCGACGCGGCGGCAAUGGUCGUGGACGCGGGGGCUAACAAUGUCCAGUGGGGACAUCAUGAUGAAGGUAAUGGCUACGAUCGAGUGGCGUUUGCAGUCUCGUUUGAAUGUGGAGUUUCGACGAGCAUGGACGUGUCUGGAAUGUGGGCCGUCGACAGUGGUGCAACGCACCACAUUUGCCACGACAAGACCAAGUUCGCAAGUUUGGCAGAGCGCAAUGAGGGCGAACUCUUGGUGGCUGAUGGCAACAAGGUGGCCAUCAAGGGUGUGGGAACCAUCAUGGAAAAGGUGGUUCUGCCCAACGGUGAAGAGCGUGAGAUCGAAAUCAAGAACGCGCUAUAUGUUCCAAGUAUGAGCAAGAACCUGCUCUCGGUACCACAGAUUAACAGCCAUGGCAAGUUUCAAGUCGUGUUUGACGGGUCCAAGAUGUAUGUGACUCUCAAGAACUCACAGCAAGUGGUGGCGACAGCGGAUCUCGUGGAUGGACUCUACUGGCUUCGGACGACUCAACGAUCAGCGAAUGUGACAACAAGUGGAACCAGUUGUGCCGAUCUACAUGCGAGAAUGGGUCAUGCUCCAGUCGAUGUACUUCGCAAGAUGAUCGCGACCAACAUGAUCAAGGAUGUGCGAGUCCCUCUCAAGUCGGGUGGAGCAACUACAUGUCGAGGAUGUCAACAAGGGAGAAUGGUCCAAAAACCAUUUCCAAGCAACCGAGACAAGCGCAGCUACGAUACGUUUGAGCUACUUCAUCUGGACAUCUGCGGGCCCAUGGAAAAGGAUUCGCUCGGUGGCAGCAAAUAUUUGCUGCUGAUCAUCGACGAAGCCAGUGGAUGCAUGAAGGGCUUUUGUCUACGAGUGAAGUCCGAGAGUGAAGACUACAUCCGGAAAUAUAUCACCAUGGUACAGACGCAAUUCUGUAAGAAGGUCAAGUUCGUGCGACACGACGGAGCUCGCGAGUUUGCAACCAACUCGCUUCAACUGUUCUACGAAGACGAAGGCAUUGAACAGCAGACAACGGUGCCGUAUGCACAUCAAACAAACGGAACAGCAGAGCGUGCCAUUAGGACUAUUGUCACGAUCGGCCGCAGCAUGCUUCAUCAUGCCAAACUGGACAAGUGUUUCUGGGCCGAAGCAGCGAUGACGGCCAUCUACGUCAAGAAUCGACUGCCGUCACCUAAAGUCGUGCACAAGACCCCGUUUGAGAUCGUCUACAACUCUAAACCAAGCGUCAAGCACAUGCGAACAUUCGGGUGUCAGACAUACAUACUGACGCCUAAAGAGAAUCGACUCAAGUGGGAUCCAAAGGCUCGCGCUGGCAUAUUCGUGGGCUACGAAGAAGUUUCGAAGGCAUGUUGA